Cyprinodon tularosa is the source of this 2807-nucleotide messenger RNA. It is a transcript of the gene camlg, whose product is annotated as calcium modulating ligand. The transcript has 4 exons. Gene Ontology annotation, biological process: tail-anchored membrane protein insertion into ER membrane. NCBI's taxonomy places the organism in Eukaryota, Metazoa, Chordata, Actinopteri, Cyprinodontiformes, Cyprinodontidae. Bases 138 to 995 code for a protein of 285 amino acids. The record is from RefSeq and is a predicted model, not a curated record. Gene Ontology annotation, cellular component: GET complex.
AUCACUGUGCGCUGCCUCCUUUCAUUCUGUUCUGUUUGCCAUCAAAUAUUCCUGACGCAGAAGCUUUUGUCUCAUCGACAGUGAGCUGUAAGGCCACUUGCAGAUAUUUUUGUGUUUUUUCCGAGCCUCACUCGAUCAUGGAGUCCGUGGAGGAAAAGACGGGCUCCAUUUCUGCGGCUCAGCUGCGUGCGGAGAAACGGAGGAGGAAACUGCUGCUCAACUCGGAGGACAGGAUGAACAGAAUCGUAGGCUCCACCAAAAAGGAGCCUGAUAACAGCGGAGCCUCCCGGCGUCCCACAGAGCCCCGCUUCCACCUGGACCUGGACAGAACAGAGCCAUGGACCCUGUCUUCGGCCUCCCAGAGACCGUCUCCCUUCCUGUCAGAGGCUCCAGGCGCCCGCUCCCACACUGCCACCCCAGAGAGGAGGGGCUCCCCUCUGCCAGACUUCAGUGAGCCUCGUAGAGCCUCUCUAGAGGGUGACUUAGCAGGUCUUCGACAGAGAGCGAAGGGUGAGCGGGCUGGAUCAGAUGAGGUCAGCGGCUCUCCACGCAGAGGCUUCCAGCAGUAUUUAUCUCGCUUGGACGAUGCUAUGAAACUCCGGAGUCAGCUGGCCAGUGAGAAGCCCACUCAGGAGGGAGAUUCUGAGAUAGAGGAGUUUGAUCCGUUUCGGGUUUUCAGGCUGAUCGGCAGCAUCCUCCUCGCUGUUUUUGUCAGGGUUUUUGUCUGCAAGUAUCUGUCGAUAUUUGCUCCAUUUCUGACCCUUGAACUGGCCUACAUGGGAUUGUCUAAAUACUUUCCAAAGGUGGAGAAGAAAACCAAAACCACUGUGCUGACCGCUGCCCUGCUGCUUUCCGGCAUCCCUGCCGAAGUCAUCAACCGCUCCAUGGACACCUACAGGAGGAUGGGCGACGUCUUCUCCGAUCUCUGCGUUUACUUCUUCACCUUCAUCAUCUCUCAUGAGAUCUUGUUGCUCUUCGGCUCAGAGACGCCCUGACAUAAGCUCUGCUCGGCUUCUUGUUACUCCCUCUCCCUGUUUUCUCCCCUUCAUACCAACCAGCUGUGCUCAGUUGCGCCCCCUGGUGUUUUUUGUUUCCCUGUUUACAUUCUGCUGCCUUAAUAUCAGGUGUGCACCCCUCUUCUUCGGGUGAUAAUGUGUUCAGACCCCAGUGUAUAUACCACUUGAAUUUACUGCAUGCAGAAGCUCAGGAAGAGGCGGGAAAUGUCUUUGUUGUAUAAUACGGUCCAUCUUUGAGCGAUUAUAGAAAACUGCAUGCUGGAAAACCCCAGAUUCCAGUUCAACCAUUAAAAAGGAAAUGGGGAAACGUGCUACAGCACUUCAAGUGUUAAAACUAAGUUCAGUUGGAGGAAAUAUUAUUUCAUCGACUGUUUCAAGUGGAGCAAAGUAGCAAUGAAUGCAGAUAAAUAAACCAGGGUUUCCUUCCUUUGUUCAAAGUGAUUUUACAAGCAGCAGACUUUGAAACAGCUUUAUUUCAGCUUAAGCUAAGAUCACAACUAAUGAACUGUGACCACAUGAGCGGCUGUUACUAAUUUGUUCAAGCAGAUUUCACACUGCUUUCUGAUGAUAAUACAUUGGUUGCUGGGCUGGGCUUCAUCUCUAAACUCUAUAUUAGAUUCUAACAUCAAAGGCAGCCAAACCCCUUUACUUGUUUAAAUAAAGUGUUGGUAUGCAGACUGUAAAUGCAUCAUAUCUAGGGAGUCCUUUAGGAGGUAGCCUGGACUUGACUGAGAUGUGCUGAAUUAUGCAGCUCCAUAUUGUUGGAAUCCUUAGAUAUUAGAAACAAGCAGCUGGAUCAGUAGUUUGUUCUGCAAAGGGGCAACAGGUUGAUUAGUUUCCCUCCAACUUGUCUUAUUGUUUACAGUAAUGAGCCUGAACUUUGAAAACAGGAAUCCCAGUUAGUUUGGACAAACCUUUGGAGCUUUGAACAACAUUUGUUAACAUCCAUACAGGUCUAAAGUCUUUUGAUGCACCAACGGGUUUUCUUUUAGCUUCACCCAUCUUCCCACAUCAUAAUGCUGCAGCCACCGUGCUUAAAGGAUGGUUUCCUCAGUGUUAGUUUUCCUCCACAUCUAUCAUGUAGGUAUUUGUAUAUAGAGCGGAAAAUCCAGCUUUGGUCUCACCUGACUAGAUUAGUGGGGAACUGGAAAAGUUUUGUGAAAUUGAUAGACAUAAGCUUUAUUACAGAAUCUGCUCAAUGACAUUAUUAUGCCUAAUGAAGUACAUCAUAAAAGGAGAAACAUUGUGAAUCAGCAAAUAUUGAAGCCUUGGAUUAUUUCUAAGCUUAAUAUUCACCGACGUAAAGAAGACAAAAAUGUGACAGGAAAGGUUUGUUGGUCAUUUUGCAUCUUCGCUUUACCUUUUCUGUAACUGACUGAUUCUAAGCCACCUUGGGCAGGUCUCACAACACUCUUAACAACCAGGGAUAAUAAGUAUCUUUCUGUGCUCUACUGAUGCUCCAAUGUGAAUUUUCUGUGCUCACACUAAAUAUCUAUCAGCGGGGGAUCGCUCUGAGUUAGUUUAGUUUAAACAAAACUCAUCAAACCCUAAAGGGGAUCAACAGCGUGACCAGUGGUCAUGAUCGGCUAUAAUGGAGUCUUUAGAAGAUGUUUUAUUCCACUACAGGGGAGGGCUAUUUUAUAAUGAUGUAACUGACUUGGAGCUGGUAGGUUGGUUAUCACUACCUUAGAUUGUUUUAAUUAUGGAGGAAUGUGUCUUACUGAUCUACUAGAGAGUCUGAAAGGUAAAUGAACUUGAGGACGUAUGUUUUAUACGCAGGGAAUGAAGGAA